Sporisorium graminicola is the source of this 2274-nucleotide messenger RNA. RefSeq lists its product as uncharacterized. Bases 1 to 2274 code for a protein of 757 amino acids. Lineage: Eukaryota; Fungi; Basidiomycota; Ustilaginomycetes; Ustilaginales; Ustilaginaceae. The transcript has a single exon. Gene Ontology annotation, cellular component: mitochondrial inner membrane. The record is from RefSeq and is a predicted model, not a curated record. Gene Ontology annotation, biological process: mitochondrial respiratory chain complex III assembly.
AUGGUAGCUCCUAUCAUGGUGGCAAGAGCAGUGCCUGCUCGAUCCGGUGCAGUAACGAUGCUCACAUCCAGUGCCCUGCCUCGCCGAGCAGCUUCAUCCCUGCGCGCACACUCGACAUCGUCCAGCUCAAGGACCGCAUCCCAACCUGCUGGCCGCGCGGGACCUCGAUAUGCCGCGGCUGCAGCGGCCGUCACGGCCGCGGCCCUGACCACCUGGUACGCCACCGCUACUCCCGUUCACAAUGAAGCUGCUCCCUCGGUAGCUACCAACAGCGACAUCACGCCAACCACCAUGUCGCAGCAAGACCAGAUGCGUCAACGCGCAAAGCUCCAAGGCGUCUACGCCUGGGGCUCCAACCGCUACAAUGUCGUCGCGCCCGAUGCACCACAGGUGACACUCGUCCGCUCGCCCCGCUCUAUUCCCUUCUUCGAUGGCGUGGCGCUGCGCGACAUCAACCUGCAAGAGAAGCAUGGCGUCGCCGUCGAUGCCAACGGUGACGUUUACCAAUGGGGUCUUGGCUUCUUUGAUCCUGCCCUGCGCGAAGCGGCCGCGAUCGAGGAUGUUCCGCUCGGCCGUCGACGCGAGAAGGCAAGCGCAAACCUGAACGCCCCUCUGGGAAGCACAGCUAGCUUGGUCCUUAACCCCGUCAAGACGCUCACCGGCAAGAACAUCAUCAAGGUCGAAGCGACAGAGGAAAAGAUCUACGCUCUCUCCAAGGAUGGUCACGUCUAUGUAUUCUCGGUAGUCCAGCAGCUCCAGUCCAAGCCCAAGUAUCCCGGCUGGUCACCUAACCCACUCAAGCUGUUCAACGCCUUUGCUAGUGCUACGAUUGACCACGAAGUGCUCCACCCUGCCCCCUCGGCUCACUGGGGCAGCACCGAGAAGGUGUACGACAUUGUCGCUGGCGACCACCACCUGCUGUCCAUAUCGAACAAGGGUCGUGCGUUUGCGACUCCCAUCGGCGAGGAGGGCAAUGCAUUCGGUCAGCUCGGCACACGCCGUGUCUGGCUCAACUCUCCGCGCACCCCCGAUAGCAAGCCCGGCCACGUCGAAACGCUGCUAGAGCCGCGUGUUUUUGCCGAGCUCGAAGAAAAUCACGGCGGACGUCCCAUUGCAACCUUGGUUCCUUCUGGCUGGUUGCCCGCUCCGUCUUCCGAGACGAAUCGCACCUCAAAGCCCAGGGCCAGCUCCGAGCCUGCGUUUGAGACGAGCACCGACCCAGCACCGCCUCCCAAGCCUCUCACCGAACCCAGCGGCAGCAUCAGAUGGUGUACCACCUUGCACGAGAUCCCGGCUCUGCGCAAUGUCAACAUCGUGCAGAUUGCUGCUGGCAACGAGCACUCGCUAGCACGCACCCACGACGGACGCGUGCUCGCAUGGGGUCGACACACGCACGGUCAAUGCGGUCUUGGACCCAGCUUCAGCAUGGAGUGCGUUCCCGUCCCAACCGAAGUGGUGCUGAGUCGAUCCUUCCCGAACAGCUCGCUCGACGUGCGCGCGAGCUCAAUCGCAGCGGGGGCCGACAACUCGUUCUUCAUGACUACACGACGUGAAUCUGGCGGCGCGGGCAAUGGGCUCAAGAUCGACCUGCUUGCUUCGGGUAAAGGGCAGUGGGGUACGAUUGGUAAUGCCAUGUGGAGUCAGGUCGUGUCGCAACCUUCGCGGGUCAAGACUGUUUCCGGGCUGAUGGAGUUUUCCGAGGCUUCUGGGAUGACGCAUCCCGUGCCGAUUCACAGCAUCAGCAUCGGCAAGCCAGGACACGCCGCCCUUGUGCUCGAUACGGUCGAAACGGCGGGCCACCUGGCGUUCGGCAGGGAUGUGAUGGUAUGGGGUGCUAACGCGGGCUUCCAACUCGGUCUCAGCAAGCGAUCCAAUUUGGCCGUUCCGCAGCAUCUCAAGCCUCUACCCCCGCUGACCUCGGUUGCGGGUGGAAGCGUGCUCUCGGAACAGGACGGGCUAGUGGUUAGUGCGGCAAAGACAGCGGCUGUCGAGGCAGCGACGAUGCCAACCGUGGAUCCCAAGCUGCGCGAAGCCGACAUCAACUCGGGUGCGCUCACGCACAUGCCGCAUAAUCGACUUCAGCUCGCGUCCAAGACCAAGUCGGAUACUCAGUUGCCGCCUACUAUCUCUGCUGAAGGUCAGCUAGCACCUGUAGCGCCCGGAGCAGCAGCUGCGCCCACUCAGCCAGGGAAGGCAAAGAAGGGCCUGACGGUGGAAGAGAGCAUCAAGGCGGGCACACUGUCCACUGUGGUGUACUGGAAGAUCGUUGAUUGA